UCUUUCUCUUCUUCUUUUUUUGGUUUCCCUGAAACAUGCAGCACUAUUUCUGUGAUGCAUGGAAUACAUUUGACGCCUUGAUUGUUGUGGGUAGCAUUGUUGAUAUAGCAAUCACCGAGGUGACCAACACAGAGGACAACUCUCGCAUCUCAAUCACCUUUUUCCGACUCUUCCGUGUGAUGCGCCUGGUGAAGCUCUUGAGUCGAGGGGAGGGCAUCCGCACGCUGCUCUGGACCUUCAUCAAGUCCUUCCAGGCUCUCCCUUAUGUGGCUCUGUUAAUAGUGAUGCUGUUUUUUAUCUAUGCGGUGAUUGGGAUGCAGGUGUUUGGUAAAAUUGCACUAAAUGAUACUACAGAAAUCAAUCGGAACAACAACUUUCAAACUUUUCCUCAGGCUGUGCUCCUGCUUUUCAGAUGUGCUACUGGUGAAGCUUGGCAGGAAAUCAUGCUGGCAUGCCUACCUGAUAAGAAGUGUGACCCUGACUCCUUGGAACCAAACAGUUUUACCGAAGGUGAACAUCUCUGUGGGAGCAGCUUUGCUGUAUUUUAUUUCAUCAGUUUCUACAUGCUUUGUGCCUUCCUAAUAAUUAACCUUUUUGUUGCUGUUAUCAUGGAUAAUUUUGAUUACCUAACACGUGAUUGGUCAAUUCUGGGUCCCCAUCAUCUGGAUGAAUUUAAACGGAUUUGGGCAGAAUAUGAUCCUGAAGCCAAGGGACGUAUCAAACACCUAGAUGUUGUAACACUCCUGCGUCGGAUACAACCUCCACUGGGUUUUGGAAAGCUCUGUCCUCACAGGGUAGCUUGCAAGCGCCUUGUCUCUAUGAAUAUGCCAUUGAAUAGUGACGGAACUGUUAUGUUUAAUGCAACCUUAUUUGCACUGGUUAGAACAGCACUGAGAAUCAAAACAGAAGGUAACUUGGAACAAGCCAAUGAAGAGUUACGUGCAAUCAUUAAGAAAAUCUGGAAGCGCACUAGCAUGAAGCUGUUGGAUCAGGUUGUACCCCCAGCAGGUGAUGAUGAAGUCACAGUUGGAAAAUUCUACGCCACGUUCCUGAUUCAAGAGUAUUUCCGGAAAUUCAAAAAACGCAAAGAACAGGGUCUCGUGGGCAAACCUUCACAACGUAAUGCUCUUUCUCUACAGGCUGGUCUGCGCACAUUACAUGAUAUUGGACCAGAGAUUCGAAGGGCAAUAUCUGGAGACUUGACAGCAGAAGAGGAAUUAGACAAGGCCAUGAAAGAAGCUGUUUCUGCUGCUUCUGAAGAUGAUAUUUUCAGGGUAAGUGCUUUCUCUAUGAAGAUGCAAUCUGGUGUGCAGCAGAAUGAUCCUUAAGUAGCCAAAAA
This is a messenger RNA of Python bivittatus (Burmese python), 1339 nucleotides long. The record is from RefSeq and is a predicted model, not a curated record. Lineage: Eukaryota; Metazoa; Chordata; Lepidosauria; Squamata; Pythonidae.